Messenger RNA from Medicago truncatula (barrel medic), 5620 nucleotides. RefSeq names its product putative disease resistance protein At3g14460. Lineage: Eukaryota; Viridiplantae; Streptophyta; Magnoliopsida; Fabales; Fabaceae. The record is from RefSeq and is a predicted model, not a curated record. The coding region runs from base 374 to 4429 and encodes 1351 amino acids. The transcript has 9 exons. Gene Ontology annotation, molecular function: ADP binding.
UAAAUCAUCGCAUUCAUUUUUUACUUCUCACUUUCUCUUCUUUGAUACCAAACUUCAUCUUUCAUACCAGUUGAUACAAAAAAGCAAACCAUUCAUUUUCUUCUUCUUAAUUUCAUAUGAAUAUUAAACUUCAUCAUUAAUAUUUUGCAUUGCUUCCUCUAAGUCUUUCUUUGGGUGAUCUUUCAAGUUCUUCACUUUGUUUCUUCCAUUCACUUUCAAAUCUCAGUUUAAUUUGGUGGCUUUUUUAGACAAAGUUUUUAGUUAGUUUGUUCUCACACUUUGAGCAGAUCUCAGUUUGUGUUUUUCCGACAAAGAUCUCAGAUUGUUUGUUCUCACAAUUUUAGUGAGCCUCUGAGGAUUUGACUACAAUAUCAUGGCAGAGCUGGUUGGCGGAGCAGUUCUUUCGUCAUUCUUUCCAGUCAUUCUUAAGAGAAUUGGCUCAAGAGAUUUCAAAGACCUCUUCAAUAAAAAGUUGGUUGAGAAACUUGAAGUCACACUGAAUUCUAUCGAUCAAUUGUUGAAUGAUGCAGAGACAAAGAAGUACCAAAACCAAAAUGUGAAGAAGUGGUUUGAUAAUCUAAAACAUGAGGUAUAUGAAGUAGAUCAAUUGUUGGAUGAGAUUGAUACAAAUGUAAAACUCAAGAGCAAGGAUAUGUUGGGAUCAAAGGUUAAAUACUUGCUUUCAGCUAUCACUAAUCCAUUUGAAUCUAGGAUCAAAGAGUUGCUAGGCAAGCUAAAAUAUCUUGCAGAGCAAAAGGGUGAUUUGGGAUUGACACAAAGAAGUUGCACUAGUUAUGAAGGCGCGGUUAGCCCACAAUCCUCAAAAAGAUCUCCAACUGCAUCUUUGGUGGAUGAAUCUUCCAUACGUGGUAGAGAAGGUGAAAAAGAAGAAAUAAUUAACUAUUUGCUGUCUUACAAGGACAAUGGCAACCAAGUAUCAACUAUCAGCAUAGUUGGUUUGGGUGGGAUGGGAAAGACCACCCUUGCUCAGCUUGUCUACAAUGAUUGCAGAAUACAAGAGAAGUUUGAGAUUAAAGCUUGGGUCCAUGUAUCUAAGUAUUUUGAUGUUAUUGGACUUACCAAAAUAAUCAUUGGGAAGUUUGAUUCUGCAGCAAAUAGCGAAGACUUAGAACUACUCCAACGGCAACUACAAAAAAUAUUAACAGCCAAGAACUAUCUACUUGUUGUGGAUGAUGUCUGGAAACUGAAUGAGGAAAGUUGGGAGACGUUACUACUUCCUUUUAACCAAGGAUCUUCUACGAGUAAGAUUAUUGUGACAACACGCGAUAAAAAUGUAGCAUCAAUUGUGAAAUCUACAAAGUUAUUUGAUUUGAAACAAUUGGAGAAGAGUGACAGUUGGAGUUUAUUUUCCACACUUGCUUUUCACGGCAAAAAUGCAAGCGAAUACCCAAAACUUGAAUCAAUUGGCAAAAAGAUUGUAGAUAAGUGUGGAGGGUUGCCUUUAGCUGUGAAAACAUUGGGGAACCUCUUGCGGAAAAAAUUCUCUAAACAUGAAUGGGAAAAGAUACUAGAGGCUGACAUGUGGCGCUUAGCUGAUGGUGAUGGUGAUAGUAACAUUAACUCGGCUUUGAGAUUGAGUUACCAUAACCUCCCUUCCAGUUUGAAACGCUGUUUUGCCUACUGUUCUGUAUUUCCUAGGGGUUUUGAGUUUGACAGGGAUGAAUUGAUCAAGCUUUGGAUGGCAGAAGGUUUGCUGAAAUACUGCGGAAGAGACAAAAGUGAAGAAGAAUUGGGAAAUGAAUUCAUGGAUUACCUAGAGUCCAUUUCAUUUUUCGAACAAUUAAACUAUGAUGGUCGUACAAGAUUUCUCAUGCAUGAUCUUGUUAAUGAUUUGGCAAAAUCUGAGUCCCAAGAGUUUUGCUUACAAAUUGAGAGUGAUAAUCUGCAAGAUAUAACUGAAAGAACACGUCACAUUCGGUGCAAUCUUGAUUUCAAAGAUGGUGAGCAAAUAUUAAAGCACAUUUAUAAGUUUAAGGGGUUACGCAGCCUGUUGGUAGUACGACCAAAGUAUGGUCAAGAACGCUUCAUGAUAAGCAACAAUGUGCAACGUGAUCUGUUUUCAAAACUAAAAUAUCUUCGGAUGUUGUCAUUCUGUUAUUGUGAACUCAAAGAACUAGCAGGUGAGAUACGAAAUCUAAAGCUGCUGCGUUAUCUAGACAUGAGAGGCACACAGAUUAAAAGGUUGCCAGAUUCUAUUUGUAACCUUUAUAAUUUAGAGACACUAAUAUUGGAGAAGUGUUAUGAAUUGACUGAACUCCCUUCAAAUUUUUACAAACUAGUCAGUUUACGCCAUCUUAAUCUUGAAGGCUGUAAUAUAAAGAAGAUGCCAAAGAAGAUAGGGAGGCUAAACCAUCUUCAAACACUGAGUCAUUUUGUUGUGGGAGAACAGAGUGGGUCUGAUAUUACGGAGUUGGGUAAUCUCAAUCAUCUUCAAGGGAAACUUUGUAUUUCAGGAUUGGAACAUGUCAUUAGUCUCGAAGAUGCGGCAGCAGCAAAAUUGAAAGAUAAGGAACAUGUAGAAGAAUUAAAUAUGGAGUGGAGUUACAAAUUUAAUACCAAUGGAAGAGAGUCGGAUGUCUUUGAGGCUCUUCAACCAAAUAGCAACUUGGAGAAGCUCAACAUAAAACACUACAAAGGUAAUAGCUUUCCAAGUUGGCUAAGGGCUUGUCAUUUAUCCAACUUAGUAUCUCUUCAACUGGAUGGAUGUGGACUAUGUCCCCGACUUGAGCAGCUCCCCUCUCUCAGAAAGCUUUCUGUUUGUGACUGUGAUGAAAUAAAGAUCAUCGAUCAAGAGUUUUACGACAACGAUUCGACAAUUGUUCCAUUUAGGUCGCUUGAAGUUUUGAAAUUUGAGAAGAUGAACAAUUGGGAGAAAUGGUUUUGUCUUGAAGGGUUUCCUUUGCUUAAAAAGAUUUCUAUAAGAAAAUGUCCCAAAUUGAAAAAGGCAGUGCUGCCUAAACACCUUACUUCUUUACAAAAGCUGGAGAUUAGUUAUUGCAACAAGUUGGAGGAAUUGUUAUGCCUUGGAGAGUUUCCUUUGCUUAAAGAGAUUUAUAUAUUCGAUUGUCCCAAAUUGAAAAGGGCUCUGCCACAACACCUUCCUUCUUUACAAAAACUGCAUGUAUUUGAUUGCAACGAGUUGGAGAAAUGGUUUUGUCUUGAAGGGAUUCCUUUGCUUAAAGAGAUUUCUAUAAGAAAUUGCCCCAAAUUAAAAAGGGCCUUGCUACCUCAACACCUUCCUUCUUUACAAAAACUGAAGAUUUGUGAUUGCAACAAGUUGGAGGAAUUGUUAUGCCUUGGAGAGUUUCCUUUGCUUAAAGAGAUUUCUAUAUCCGAUUGUCCCGAAUUGAAAAGGGCUCUGCCUCAACACCUUCCUUCUUUACAAAAUCUAGAGAUUUGGGAUUGCAACAAGUUGGAGGAAUUGUUAUGCCUUGGAGAGUUUCCUUUGCUUAAAGAGAUUUCUAUAAGAAAUUGUCCCGAAUUGAAAAGGGCUCUGCCUCAACACCUUCCUUCUUUACAAAAUCUAGAGAUUUGGGAUUGCAACAAGUUGGAGGAAUUGUUAUGCCUUGGAGAGUUUCCUUUGCUUAAAGAGAUUUCUAUAAGAAAUUGUCCCGAAUUGAAAAGGGCUCUGCCUCAACACCUUCCUUCUUUACAAAAACUGCAGAUUUGGGAUUGCAACAAGAUGGAGGCAUCAAUUCCCAAGAGUGAUAAUAUGAUAGAGUUAGAUAUACAGAGAUGUGAUAGAAUUUUGGUAAAUGAAUUGCCGACCAGCUUGAAAAGGUUACUCCUUUGUGAUAAUCAAUACACGGAGUUCUCCGUGGACCAAAAUUUAAUCAAUUUUCCCUUUCUUGAAGAGUUGGAAUUGGCUGGCUCUGUGAAAUGUCCUUCUUUGGAUUUAAGUUGCUAUAAUUCUCUUCAAAGACUUUCAAUAGAAGGAUGGGGCUCCUCCUCCUUGCCUUUGGAACUACACUUGUUCACCAGUCUUCGUUCUCUGUAUCUGGACGAUUGUCCAGAGCUGGAAUCGUUUCCAAUGGGUGGUUUGCCUUCCAACUUGAGGGACCUCAGAAUACAUAAUUGCCCAAAACUGAUUGGUUCGAGAGAGGAGUGGGGUUUGUUCCAACUCAAUUCCUUGAAAUGGUUCAGUGUUAGUGAUGAGUUUGAAAACGUGGAGUCGUUCCCAGAGGAGAAUCUGCUGCCACCAACUCUGAAGGAUCUUUAUUUGAUUAAUUGUUCAAAGCUAAGAAAAAUGAACAAAAAGGGUUUUCUCCACCUCAAAUCUCUUAAUAAGCUAUAUAUUCGGAACUGUCCUAGUCUUGAGAGCUUGCCAGAGAAGGAGGAUCUACCCAACUCCCUUUCUAGUUUCUACUUUGGUCAUUCUCAACUGUGGAAUAAUAAAGGAGAAGUAUGAAAAGGAGGGAGGAGAGCGUUGGCACACAAUUAGUCACAUCCCUGAAGUGCGGAUUAAGAACAUUAUUUGCACCGCCACAUAGUGCUAGCAAGACCAAGUUAUGGGUCCCACAUACUUUGACUCUUUGUGAAUAUCAUCUGAAUUAAGGUGAACAAAUUUCCCACACACAAGGGUUAUUACACUGUUUGGAAGGACAAGAGGGAUUCUUCAUUUGGAAUAGUUUGAAGAGUGGUGGGACUUUUGUUUUUGUAUGAUUUGGGACAAUAUGAGUGAGGGUAGUUUCGGAAAUGAUGAUUGUGGUGAUUGUGUUAAGAGUGUUAGAGAACAAACUCAAUUGGAGUGUGGUGAUUCAAUCUCUGCUCAGAAUUAUCUUUUUAGUUCCCAACAUAUCUUCUUUCUCUUCAGUUCUGCAUCAAGGGCUGAAGGAUGCCAGGGAGUUGAUCUUGCACAUUCAAAGGCAUAACAUGUACCUUUCAAAGAUAUUACUUACAAUGAUAGAUAAGGCAUUGUUCUUGCUAUAAAAAAGAGGUAGCAGGGCACCCAAAUUCGCAACAAAGAAAUUUUGGUUUUUGUUUCUUUCAUCCAAAGAUGAUUUAGACUCGACGUAGAGCCUCGUGAUCAUGUGCGGGCAAGGGAAGAGGCUGACAUUGUUUGAAUUCCAUCCAUUCCAAUUUGUUCAUGGAAACACGAGACUUGAGAAAAGAAGCCGAUGAAUUAAUUGCAUCAACCAAUUACAUGGGAAUUUUGGUGGAUUCAAUGACAUCCAACUUGAGAAAAAACCACUGUCCUCAUGGUGGAUGGGAUCUUCCAUGGUGUUUGGAACAACCAAUGACUCUUACAAUGAUUCUUACUAAGACUGGACUGCAUUUUAUAUGCUGCCAAAUGUAACACAGAACCAUUCUGCAACGCACCACUCCAAGGAAACUAGGAGCAUCAGUACAAAGUUAACCAACUCCAAGUGGAAUAAACAUGUGUUUCAGACAGAGAAUAUUAUUGUUGAGAUGUGAUGUCAAGACUCAGGCAUCCACUUCAACAUCUUACUCUUUGUAUGUCCUUCCUAGUUCAUACACCGGAAGUUGACUUGUCAAUUUAGUGAAAUUCAAUAAAACACUACUUUUCAUUGCAGUACUUCUGAUUGUAAUUCAUUACUUUUUCUCAGUUUGUGAAUAAGUUUAUCUUUCUGCAUCAUUA